AUUUGGAGAGGAGGAGAGGGAGGAGAGAGAAUGAAACUUGGAAGGCAGACUCGAGGGAGGAGAUCUUGACUUCCUAUUUGCCCCUGUACCGUUGUACGUACUGCCCUGGUGAUAAAACCCCUAUUCUUAGCUCUCUGAAUCUUUUGUCUUUUAACUUAAUAAUAAUUUUCUUUUUCUGGCGGAGAAGGAGAAAGAAAGUCUAAAUCAAGAGCGAAAACCACACGGGUGGUGCGGGAUUGGCUUCGCUCCUUGUUGACGCAGUGGAUUGCAUGUCUUUUGUCUCGAAAAGGGUUUCUGAAAUUUUGUUGUAAAUUUGCAUUUGGGUUUUGGAAUUUCCUUCCCCAGUGAAAACCAAUAUUUAUAACGAUACCCUUUUCUACUCCCUGCUAAUUUAGUUCCUUCUGAUUUUAAGUUGUUCUGACAUCGAUCUAUGAAGGGAAUAGUUAUUGAAAAAGCGGGAGGGCCAGAUGUGUUGAAGCUGGUGGAAUUAGAUGACCCGCCACUUGGAGAUGACGACGUCUUAAUCAGGAUUGCAGCCACGGCGGUGAAUAGAAUUGAUUUGCAAUGUAGAUUAUUCGGCUCCAGAAAUUCGUUUAAUGGUGGUUUGUACAUCCCUGGGUUGGAGUGUUCUGGAAUUAUCAUAGCUGUUGGCCAAGGGGUUACUGAGUGGAAAGUUGGUGACAAAGUGUGUGCCCUUCUCAAUGGAGCGGGGUAUGCUGAGCAAGUAGCAGUAUCUGCUAAGAUGGUUCUUCCUGUUCCUUCAAAUGUUCCACUUACACAUGCUGCAAGCUUGCCGGAGGCUGCUCAUAAUGCUUGGAAAGUUAUAUCUGAAGCUCAACUAGUACGAGGAAGAAAGUUAUUGAUGGCAAAAUGCAAAGGCGCAGUGGUGUAUGUCACUGCAGAGACUGAUGAAAAGCUGGAUUUCUACAAGCGUCAUGGUGCUGAUAUUUGCAUUAACUGCAAGAAUGAAGAUCUUGUCACUCGAGUGAUGGAGGAAACCAGAAAGAAAGGUAUCGAUGUUGUUGUAGACAGUUGGGCUGUCAACUUGGAAAAAGAUCUAAAAAUCUUAAGCCAUUGGGGAAAACUGCUUUUCGUUGACUUACACGGUCCCAAGGGUGGAAACUUGUAUUUAACAGCAGUAAUGACUAAGCAGGCAAGAGUUCAAGUGCUUAACAGAUGGUGGAAAACUUUAGAUAGAGCAGCGUGUAUUGUUGAUCAUCUGAAGAAAGAAGUAUGGCCAGAGAUUGAAAACGGAUCUGUGAAACCUGUGGUGUACGAAACAUUUCCACUGUCUGAAGCAGCAGCUGCUCACAAGCUUAUGGAGCUUACAGACUAUGGGCAGCAUAUGUGGUCUGUUAUUGGAUAUUUUGUGCCAUGGCUGGGACACUAUGCCUGUACUGGCAAGGUAGCUGGACAUGUUAUGGGAAAGAUUUUGCUUACGCCUGACUUUGAAGAGUCCUGAACAUCCAGCACGGCAUGGAUGCCAUGGGAAAGAUGUUGGGAAUGUUCAGAUUGAUCAACAAAUUACUUGAUCUCCAUUCUUGUGGUGAAACUUCAGAGGGAACUUUCUCAGCAGCUAAAUUAGCUUGGUGGAUUUUAUUCUACCCU
Molecule: messenger RNA, 1608 nt
Organism: Coffea eugenioides
Lineage: Eukaryota; Viridiplantae; Streptophyta; Magnoliopsida; Gentianales; Rubiaceae
Product: quinone oxidoreductase PIG3-like
Exons: 7
Coding region: 431-1462 (343 amino acids)
Molecular function (GO): oxidoreductase activity
Source: RefSeq, a predicted model, not a curated record